AUGGGCAAUUUUCAUCGGUUCCUCCUCUCCUAUGUCUUUACGUCUUCUCACACCACCUUGGAGCAGGAGGAGCAUUGUGUUAGCCUGUUCACCUCUCAGUUCCUCAGGCUUUCCUGCCUCCAGGAGCUCUAUUUGGAUGAUGUCUCCAUCCUCAAAGGCCGCUUGGACCAGAUCCUCAGCUGCCUGAAGACCCCCGUGGAGACUCUGUCCAUCACUAGCUGCAUGCUCUUAGAAAGAGACUUGAGACAUCUCUCCCAGCAUCUGAAUGUCAGCCAGCUGAAAGUCCUGAAUUUAAGGAUGCUCUGA
This is a messenger RNA of Pipistrellus nathusii (Nathusius's pipistrelle), 306 nucleotides long. The record is from the annotation of a GenBank genome assembly. NCBI's taxonomy places the organism in Eukaryota, Metazoa, Chordata, Mammalia, Chiroptera, Vespertilionidae.